AAAUGCACACUGAAGUGGAUUAUAUGGCAGUGUGGAGUCAAGAUAAUCCAGUGCAAAGCAGAUAAUGUAAGAUUAUAAAUGGGUUAUAGAGCUGUGUGGAAGGGCCUUGAGUCUACACUGCCAUAUAAUCCAGUGCAAAUUAGAUAAUCUGUGGAAGAAGUCUAAGUGAGGCCUAAAUCGGCCUGUCCCCUAACUGAAACCUGGCUGUCCCUUGGUUGCUAGGCAACCAAGUGGGCAGAGAUUAGCCCUCUAAACUGGCAGCAAUUGGAUAAAAACAAUUAUUGCUCUCCCUCUAAUUAGGACUUUAUUUUUCUUUUCUUUUUGUUGUAUCAACCUUGAGGCAUGGAUGAUGGGUUGUGUUGUCAAAUUUUGAGGUUGGGGGGCCUGUACUUUUGUUGUUUUGUGAAUUGCCGUGAUGCCAUCACUCUUUUAUAUAUAUACUAGCUGUGCCCGGCCACGCGUUGCUGUGGCGAAGUCUGGUGGUCUGGGAAAUAAAGUUUUGAGGAAUUGGUGGUAGUUAAGGUCAAGGGUAAAGGUUUUCCCCUGACAUUAAGUCCAGUCGUGUCUGACUCUGGAGGUUGGUGCUCAUCUCCAUUUCUAAGCCGAAGAGCCGGCGUUGUCCGUAGACUCCUCCAAGGUCAUGUGGGAUGACUACAUGGAGCGGCGUUACCUUCCCGCCGGAGCAGUACCUAUUGAUGCACUCACAUUUGCAUGUUUUUGAACUUCUGGGUUGGCAGAAGCUGGGGCUAACAGUAAAGGCUCACUCUGGUCCCCCAAUUCAAACCUGCGGCCUUUCAGUCCAGAAGUUCAGCAGCUCAGCGCUUUAACACGCUGCGCCAUCAGGGGAUAUUAUUUCCUAAAGGUUGUGAAUAUAUAAUAUUUCUGAUUGGUUUUUUUUGUUUGUUGGAGGCAAGUAUGAAUGCUGCAAUUAGGAAAAAUGAUUAGGAUGUAAUGGCCUUGCAGCUUUAAAGCCUGGCUGUUUCCUCCCUGAGUGAAUUUUUUGUGGGGAGGUGUUAGCUGGCCCUGAUUGUUUCCUGUCUGGAAUUCCCUUGUUUUCAGAGUGGUGUUGUUUGCGAUAUUUUAUGUGCUUCUACUGUCUGUGGCCCUGAGAAAACAGAGGAUUUGCCAGACUUUGAUGAUGGGAAUACUUUGUUGGGAUGUGUUAGCUGGCCCUGAUUGUUUCCUGUGUGGAAUUCCCCUGUUUAUUCACUGUCCUGGUUUUAGAGAUUAUAUUGUUCUGCAUUAUUCUAUCCCAGUAAUUAUUUCAUAUUAAAGAAGAAUCUCACUUAUCCAACAUUCGCUUAUACAAUGUUCUGGAUUAUCCAACGCAGUCUGCCUUUUCAUAAUCAAUGUUUUUGUAGUCAGUGUUUUAAAUUCAUUGUGAUAUUUUAGUGGUAAAUUUGUAAAUACAAUACAGUAGAGUCUCACUUAUCCAACAUAAACGGGCUGGCAGAAUGUUGGAUAAGCGAAUAUGAUGGAUAACAAGGAGGGAUUAAGGAUAAGCCUAUUAAACAUCAAAUUAAGUUAUGAUUUCACAAAUUAAGGACCAAAACAUCAUGUUAGACAACAAAUUUGGAAGAAAAAGUAGUUCAAUACACAGUAAUUCUAUGUAGAAAUUACUGGAUUUAUGAAUUUAGCACCAAAAUAUCACGAUAUAUUGAAAGCAUUGACUACAAAAAUGCGUUGGAUAAUCCAGAACGUUGGAUAAGUGAGACUCUACUGUAAAUACUACAUAGCAUUACUGCGCAUGGAACUACUUUUUCUGUCAAAUUUGUUGUAUAACAUGAUGUUUUGGUGCUUAAUUUGUAUAACGAUUACCUAAUUUGAUGUUUAAUCGGCUUUUCCUGAAUCCCUUCUUAUUAUCCAACAUAUUCACUUAUCCUGCCGGCCUGUUUAUGUUGGAUAAGUGAGACUCUACUGUAUAUUGAUAAUCUUAUAUUAUCUGCUCAGAACUGGAUUAUAUGAGGCCCUUUCUUCACAGCUGUAUAAAAUGCACACUGAAGUGGAUUAUAUGGCAGUGUGGAGUCAAGAUAAUCCAGUGCAAAGCAGAUAAUGUAAGAUUAUAAAUGGGUUAUAGAGCUGUGUGGAAGGGCCUUGAGUCUACACUGCCAUAUAAUCCAGUUAAAAUCAGAUAAUCUGUGGAAGAAGCCUAAGUGAGGCCUAAAUCUGCCUGUCCCCUAACUGAAGCCUGGCUGUCCCUUGGCUGGUUGCUAGGCAACCAAGUGGGCAGAGAUUAGCCCUCUAAACUGGCAGCAAUUGGAUAAAAAAAUUAUUGCUCUCCCUCUAAUUAGGACUUUAUUUUUUUCUUUUUGUUGUAUCAACCUUGAGGCGUGGAUGAUGGGUUGUGUUGUCAAAUUUUGAGGUUGGGGGGCCUGUAGUUUUGUUGUUUUGUGAAUUGCCGUGAUGCCGUCACUCCUUUAUAUAUAUAGAUAUACAUUAUUUUCUUCUCUGAGGGCGGGGCGCCAGGAGGGAGCGAGGGAAGGAGAAAGGGCAGAAGCCACGCCUCCCGCCUUCGGGCGCCAUCUUGGGGCCGGGCGGAAGUCCAACGAGAGCGGAAGGCUUCUGCUUCCUAGACGGGCGGUUCCUCACUUCCGAGCGGUUCCUCAAUGGCGGCGGAGAGCUGAGGAGAGCGGGAAGCGGCAGGUAACCUCUAAACACACCUUGAGAAGAACAACCUUUGAGAGCUUUGCCCUAAGAAUGCCAUAGGACUGAAAUGAAGGGUCACUGCACUGGCAAGAACAAGGAAUAAGUAAGAGAAAGACAUAUUUCAAGCAACAUACUUGAAGGAAACGGGAGAUUGUGCUGUUAAAAGAGGGGUUUGGGUACGAGAUCAGAAGGCUACGAAAUACAAAGACCGAGAAGAGGAAAUCCUGUGCUGUUCAGGAGUUCAUAUCUGUGAACCUCUGGCAUAAUAUCAGAAUCAUAAAUCUAAAACAAUGGAAAAUCUUCAUCCCCAUUCCACAUCACAUAUAGAGGAGAAGCUACAUAAGUGUAUGGACUGUGGGAAAUGUUUCAUGUGGAGAAGUUCUCUUACUACACAUCAACAAACUCACACAGGAGAGAAGGCAUAUCAAUGCAUGGAAUGUGGAAAGAGCUUCAGUCGAAGUGGAAAUCUGCGUUCCCAUCAAAGGACCCACACAGGGGAGAAGCCGUAUCAAUGCAUCGAAUGUGGAAAGAGCUUCAGUCGAAUGGACAUUCUGCGCUCCCAUCAAAGAACCCACACAGGGGAGAAGACGUAUCAAUGCAUGGAAUGUGGAAAGAGCUUCAGUCGAAGGGACAUUCUGCGCUCCCAUCAAAGAACCCACACAGGGGAGAAGCCGUAUCAAUGCAUGGAGUGUGGAAAGAGCUUCAGUCACAGUGGAGGUCUGCGUUCCCACCAGAGGACCCACACAGGGCAGAAGCCGUAUCAAUGCAUGGAAUGUGGAAAGAGCUUCACUCGGAGUGGAGACCUUCGUUCUCAUCAAAGGACCCACACAGGGGAGAAGCCGUAUCAAUGCAUCGAAUGUGGAAAGAGCUUCAGUCGAAGGGACAUUCUGCGCUCCCAUCAAAGAACCCACACAGGGGAGAAGACGUAUCAAUGCAUGGAAUGUGGAAACAGCUUCAGUCACAGUGGAGGUCUGCGUUCCCACCAGAGGACCCACACAGGGCAGAAGCCGUAUCAAUGCAUGGAAUGUGGAAAGAGUUUCAGUCACAGUGGAGGUCUGCGUUCCCACCAAAGGACCCACACAGAGGAGAAGCCGUAUCAAUGCAUGGAAUGUGGAAAGAGCUUCAUUCAGAGCGGACAGCUGCAUACCCACGAAAGGGUCCACACUGGAGAGAAGCCACAUAAGUGCAUGGAAUGUGGAAAGAGCUUCAGCCAGAGUGAAAAUCUGCGUUCACACCUAAGGACCCACACAGGGGAGAAGCCGUAUCAAUGCACAGAAUGUGGAAAGAGCUUCAAUCGGAGGGGAAAUCUGCGUUCCCAUCAAAGGACCCACACAGGGCAGAAGCCGUAUCAAUGCACAGAAUGUGGAAAGAGCUUCAAUCAGAGGGGAAAUCUGCGUUCCCAUCAAAGGACCCACACAGGGCAGAAGCCGUAUCAAUGCACAGAAUGUGGAAAGAGCUUCAAUCAGAGGGGAAAUCUGCGUUCCCAUCAAAGGACCCACACAGGGGAGAAGCCGUAUCAAUGCAUGGAAUGUGGAAAGAGCUUCAGUCAUAGUGGAGGUCUGCGUUCCCAUCAAAGGACCCACACAGGGGAGAAGCCGUAUCAAUGCAUGGAAUGUGGAAAGAGCUUCAGUCAUAGUGGAGGUCUGUAUUACCAUCAAAGUACCCACACAGGGGAGAAGCCGUAUCAAUGCAUGGAAUGUGGAAAGAGUUUCAGUAACAGUGGAGCUCUGCAUUCUCAUCAAAGGAGCCACACAGGGGAGAAGCCGUAUCAAUGCACGGAAUGUGGAAAGAGCUUCAGCCAAAGUGGAAAGCUGAGUUCCCAUCUGAGGAUCCACACAGGGGAGAAGCCAUAUACAUGCAUAGAAUGUGGAAAGAGUUUCAGCGAAAGUGGAGCUCUGCAUUCCCAUCAAAGGAUGCACACAGGGGAGAAGCCAUAUCAAUGCAUUGAAUGUGGAAAGAGCUUCAGGCACAGUGCAGGUCUGCGUUGCCAUCAAAGGACCCACACAGGGGAAAAGCCGUAUCAAUGCACGGAAUGUGGAAAGAGCUUUAUUAGGAGUGGAGAUCUGCGUUUUCAUCAAAAGAUCCACACAGGGGAGAAGCCGUAUCAAUGCACGGAAUGUGGAAAGAGCUUUAUUAGGAGUCGAGAUCUGCGUUGCCAUCAAAGGACCCACACAGGGGAGAAGCCGUAUCAAUGCGUUGAAUGUGGAAAGAGUUUCAGUCAUGGUGGAGAUCUGCGUGGCCAUCAAAGGAUCCACACAGGGGAGAAGCCGUAUCAAUGCAUGGAAUGUGGAAAGAGCUUCAUUCAGAGCGGACAGCUGCAUACCCACGAAAGGACCCACACCGGAGAGAAGCCACAUAAAUGCAUUGAAUGUGGAAAGAGCUUCAGCCGGAAUGAAUAUCUGCGUUCCCAUCAAAGGAGCCACACAGGGGAGAAGCCGUAUCAAUGCGUUGAAUGUGGAAAGAGUUUCAGCCACAGUGGAGGUCUGCGUGGCCAUCAAAGGACCCACACAGGGGAGAAGCCAUAUCAGUGCAUGGAAUGUGGAAAGAGCUUCAUUCAGAGUGGAAAACUGCGUUCCCAUCAAAGGACCCACACACGGUUAGAGGAAGAGACCUUCCUUUCAAUUCCCUGUUCUACUUAAAAAAUCCGCCAGACAAGGGUCCCAUCCCUCCAUAGGCAGGCAAAAAAUGAGAGAAUAAAAGCACAGAGGAAGGCCGCCACCUUGUUCUCUAUGUGUCGUGGACAACCGUCUGUGUGGAUUGACUUGAUCUCCCACAGAGGAGGACUCUUCUCAUUAUUGCAGCCAUUUUUGAAGGGGUUACCCUGACCUCUUCCUCCUCAAGGAAAGCAUCCCAGACUUCUCGGAUGAUCUGUGAACGCUUGCUGAAGUGAGAACAGCUGAAAUCUUAUGGUAAAGACCAGCUCUUUGGGAGCAGAUAACGGCAUUCCUUCGUACUGUUGUCCUGGACCUUGGCUCUGAUCCCUCGAUUUCAAAUUCUGGACUCUGGCCUAUUUCCUGUCACCCUGCUCUGGACUCUGUUUGUUGGAAAUAGGCAACCUUCUCAAGCCUCCUCUGUUUAAUGAUUUGUCUGUAUAUAAUGUGUUGUUUUAUUACUGAAGUGUAUGUGUGUCCUUGGGUGUGCAGUCUUUCCUAACACUAUGUUCUUGAGGAUGUGGGAGAUGCUGCAGACCAUGUGACCUGAUCAGGGACUGAUUAGAACACAGUUAAGGGAUGUCUGUUGAGAGAUGACCAUUGAAGAUGACAGUUGGAAGUAGACGGUUAUGAAAGAGAGUUGUACAGAGAUGUAUAGUGUUGGUGGGACUUAGAAAGACUGAAAUUUAAAGACGCAAACCAAAAUAAGCAGCUUUUUGCAGUUUGUGGAUCCAACUUUGGUGGUGUCCUUCCUCGCCCGCCCGCCUCUCCACCGGAAGGGGCUCCUGCUUUUCAACAGAUUACACAGAGAAGCCAUUGAAAUACUUAAACAUGUGGACAACUUCAACAGAAAGGAGGAAACCAUGAAAAUGAACAAAAUCUGUCUACCAGUAUUAAAAAAACCUCAAGAAUCAGAACAGUAAAUAAGAAGCAACACUCUGAGACAUGGGAACUAGAGGCAGCUAACAAAGGAUGCCCCCAGGCAGAAAGUAGCCAGUAGAUGAAGCCAUUCAAUGCAAAUUAGGGUGAUUAACUCCUCACCCUGGACUUCCCACAGAUAUAUAUAAACCUGCCUUGCUUAGUUUCUCCAGACCUCACAACCUCUGAGGAUGCCUGCCAUAGAUGUGGGCGAAACGUCAGGAGAGAAUACUUCUGGAACAUGGCCACACAGCCCGAAAGACUUACAACAACCCUGUGAUCCCGGCCAUGAAAGCCUUCGACAACACACUGAAAUCAGUUGUCUCCACUUUAGAAUCAGUUGUAUAAAACCGUCUCGGGUCAGCCACACGGAAUCCGGUCAGCAGGGUGAAGUGUCCUAUUCCUGCCUCAUUGCCCUGUCCCAAAGGCUUGGCCCCACAGCCAUCUUUCUGUGAGUCUCUUGGGGAGCCACAGAAAGACUGAACCAUCCAAUGUAUGCGAACUGCUGGGACCAUCGGUAGGACUCACUUUCCAGCCUUUAGAGACGCUGCCUGUUUGCAGGUGUGUUCCUGAAUUGCAAAGAACCCAGUGGACAAACGAUGCACCUGGGACACAGGUGGGGAAGAAGCCUCACGUCUUAAGGAGGAGGACUGGUCAAGGGGGGGGCAGGGGAGGGACCGAGGUGGGCUGAACGUGGAAUACAACGGUUUCUGUGAGGGGAAGGGGAGAGAUCGCAGGAGAUACAGAGUACUCAAGGGUCAUGUGGAAGUGGUACAAGAGGAACCUAGAAGAACAGAGCGAGGCUCAGAUGGCCGGCAAGACUGGCCAUUACAACAUCAACAUGGGAUUUUACAACCUAAUAAGCUGGCUCUUGAAGCCUCGGACUCCCUUUCAAAUAGGGGCAGGUGGGCUUCAAUGAGAGCUGUCAAGAUGUCCCUGGGACAGAUCCUAAGGCCUACGGAUGUCAAAAUUGGUUCCAUCAAGCGGCUCCGCAGAGACUAUUAUAAUCACAUCUCCCACCUGCCAAUUACAUUCGAUGACGCAACUAUAUCGAAGGGGGUGUUUGCAUGUAAGCCAUUGCUGAAUUAUGGGGAGACCGUAUAGGGAGCGCUGUCCGGCCUCAGUUGCCCGGCCACUUGUUGCUGGACUUCAAAAGAAAGGGAUAUUGAAUUGCCCCCAGAGCGCCCCAGAGUCGUCCCCACACACUCGAGUGAAGGGUCCGGGUCCCUCGCUAGCCCCCCAAGUUCCGGGCAAGGAGAGCGCCAGCCCUUGCCCUUAGAACGAGGGCCCCGACAAGGACUCUGUUGUGACUCAGCAGCAGCAGCAGCAGCAGAGCCAGAGUGAAGAUGAGGAAGGGGAUUUUGGGUUUCAGAUGCAGGAGCCAGAUGAUGGGAUGCAAGAUGAAAUCCAGGAUGGUGUCAUGGGGAUGGGAAAUCAUGGAGUUCUACAGGCUGGUUCAGAAGCGCAGCCUGUGGAUGAAUUCCUGAACCAGCCUGUCCUAGAUAAAAACCAGGGACACCUUCCCAAGGGAAAUAAUGAGCUGGAUUUGUCUCAGGCCCCUGUUCAGGCGCAAGAUAAAGAACCGUCUGACCGUGACUGCCAAGAAGCUCCAUUGCUAUCUCGGGCUUUCUCAAUGGAAAGGAAUGCCUCGGCGUAGCCUGAGAUUAGCUGGAAAACGGGAGGCCACUGAGGGAAAGAGAAAUGCGUUCUUGGGUUGCUUUUAUAUCUGUGUGUUGGGAGACAAAUCUCAGUCAGAGCAAAUUCUCUCUUCAUCUGAGUGGAUGGUCUAUGUCUUCAUGCUUUGGAAAUUCUCCUGUUUAUGAAUCCUUGUAACCUGUGGACUAUUGUAUCUUUGGGAAUAGACUCUUGCUUUUUGCCUAUGGA
Anolis carolinensis (green anole) is the source of this 8099-nucleotide messenger RNA. Its product is annotated as zinc finger protein 850-like. Bases 2937 to 5285 code for a protein of 782 amino acids. The transcript is spliced from 2 exons. The record is from RefSeq and is a predicted model, not a curated record. NCBI's taxonomy places the organism in Eukaryota, Metazoa, Chordata, Lepidosauria, Squamata, Anolidae.